AUAAGGGCCUAGCUCCUCCAAAGCAAUUACUAGCUAGAGCCCAAGCCAGAGUAUCUUACAAAGAUCAAAAUGGCGUCUGUGAACACAUCGAUCAAGUCCGUACAAGCAUUGGACCAAUUUCUUAAAGAGAAACAAGACAAACUGAAUGUGGUUGGGAUCUCAGCUACAUGGUGUUCAAAUUGGGAAUCGAUAGGAGAAAACUUCCGAAAGACUGCUGGGAACUGUGGCGACGACGUUUACUACGUUGAGAUCGACUUCGAUGAAAUGCCGGAUGUUGCCAGGAAGUAUAGGUUACGAUAUUUGCCAACCUUCAUAGUGUUGAAGGGAGAAAGAGAAGUGGCCAGGGUUGUUGGGUCGAACAGGCGCGAGGAACUUGAGAAAAAGAUUAAUCAGAACAAGAGUAGAAAUUGAUCCAUGAUAUAUAUAUAUAUAUAGGAAUAAGUCCAUCCGUGGCUUAUUAAUCAUCUAUGUAGUACGUGGCAUGGCUUAGAGAAGCAGCUGCAUAUAUAAAGAAGGUGUGUAAUGAUAUGAUGAUACCUAUUCAUCAUACUGUAUUGUCUGAAUAAAAACCAUAUAUGUUGUGUAAUAAAUUCGUAUUCUCUCUC
Cornus florida is the source of this 605-nucleotide messenger RNA. RefSeq names its product thioredoxin H2-2-like. The record is from RefSeq and is a predicted model, not a curated record. Bases 70 to 411 code for a protein of 113 amino acids. NCBI's taxonomy places the organism in Eukaryota, Viridiplantae, Streptophyta, Magnoliopsida, Cornales, Cornaceae. The transcript has 3 exons.